This is a messenger RNA of Drosophila teissieri, 4470 nucleotides long. It is a transcript of the gene Nedd4, whose product is annotated as E3 ubiquitin-protein ligase Nedd-4. The transcript is spliced from 20 exons. Gene Ontology annotation, molecular function: ubiquitin protein ligase activity; protein binding; sodium channel inhibitor activity. The record is from RefSeq and is a predicted model, not a curated record. The coding region runs from base 511 to 3432 and encodes 973 amino acids. Gene Ontology annotation, biological process: regulation of dendrite morphogenesis; ubiquitin-dependent protein catabolic process. NCBI's taxonomy places the organism in Eukaryota, Metazoa, Arthropoda, Insecta, Diptera, Drosophilidae.
UUAGCUUAGAACGCGAAAGCGCCAAGUUCCGUGUUUUGCGCUGCGGCUGCCGACCAGUGUUGCUGUUGCUGUUCCGCUCGCACCCACGACCGCACACACACUCGCUGCGGGAGCGAGCGAGAGAGGCAGACAUUUACUCAGAACAUGUUUUCGCAAUAGUGUUGGUGUGCCGUUUGUUAUUGUUGUUAUUGUUUCCAUCGCUUAGGGCCGUUAAUAAAAGAUAAAUAAGUGAAUAAUUGAAUUAUAAAUAUUGUAGAGUGUACCACCACACACGCACAAAUCGGUAAAUCGGUGGAUUAUAUAGAUAAAUUUAUUGCACAGUACCCCUGAAAUGUGUUAAUUAUAUAAAAAAAGCAGUAAAUAAGCUUUGAGAGGCGUGCACGAAAAUUAACACAAACGCGAAACGUAAACAGCGGAAGAAAAAUCGGCAGUGAAUAAAGUCCAAAUCGGAGGCAAAAUCCACAUCCAAAUCGAAAUCGAAAUCAAAAUCCCCAUCAAAAUAAAGUAAAAAUGGCCGAGUCAACAACCACAUCGCCAUCGGUGACGAGCGAAGAUGGCCAAAUCCAUGGCUACAAUAACAGUGAUAACGACUCUGGGGACUCGUGUCACCUGCGCAUCGUCGUACUCAGCGGCCAGUCGCUGGCCAAAAAGGAUAUAUUCGGCGCCAGCGACCCGUAUGUCAGAAUCGAUUUGAACACAAUCAACGGUGAUAUUAAUAUUGACUCUGUUUUGACGAAGACCAAAAAGAAGACACUGAAUCCAAUCUGGAAUGAAGAGUUCAUAUUUAGAGUUAAACCGUCUGAGCAUAAGCUUGUGUUUCAAGUAUUUGACGAGAAUCGCCUGACACGCGACGACUUCCUGGGCAUGGUGGAGCUGACCCUGGUGAAUCUGCCCACGGAGCAGGAGGGUCGCACCAUCGGAGACCAAAGCUACACUCUGCGCCCGCGCAGGUCAGUAGGCAGCGCCAAAUCCCGCAUCAAGGGCACCCUGCGCAUCUACCACGCCUUCAUCCGGGAGACGCGGGAGCAGAGCGAGCCAUCUAGUGGCAACAGCGAUGGCGAGUGGGAGCACGUGGAGGCCACCAACGCCGGUGAGACGUCCGCCCAGCCGCACCCCUUUCCUACUGGUGGCCACGAUGCCCUACCCGCUGGAUGGGAGGAGCGCCAGGAUGCCAACGGGCGCACGUACUAUGUGAAUCACACGGCAAGGACGACGCAAUGGGAGAGGCCUACUGUUUUAAACAGCAACAGCAGCCAAUCCACUGACGACCAGCUGGCCUCGGAUUUCCAGAGACGUUUCCACAUCAGCGUGGACGAUACGGAGUCUGGACGUUCGGCGGACUCCAUCAGUCACAAUAGUAUAGAGGACAAUAACAAUGCUGCUGGCUUAGCAAAUACUCCAACAACAGCAGCAGCCUCACCGGCAACGAUCUCACCAUCCAACACCCCAACAAACAACAAUGGGAUUCCCGCACACAUUGCCAUGCAAAAUGGCGCCGAGGAAGAUCAGACAGAUCCAACAGUGGACCAUACCAGUUUUGUUUACAAUUCCCUGCGACAUCCUGUCGCCCAUAGGCAGCCCGAAAUCUCAGCGACCAGUCUGCAGAACGACCUGCGGCCGGUGCGCGAGGCUCCCGGAGUGCCGGAUUUAGCCAUAACCAACCUGUUGACGCGGCGGGCCGCGCACAGCACGGGCGGCGGUGCGGGACGGCAGCAACAACGGCGGCGACAGCAGAUGCAAAUGCAUAUCCAGCAGCAUCAGCAGCGGCAGCAGCAACAGCAGCAGAGUAGAAUAUUGCUUGAUGUGGAUCAUCGUCAGCAGGAGCCGCAACAUCGGGGUCAGAGACACCAGCAACAUCAGCCAUCGAAUGAAGACACCGAUCACACAGACAGCCACAAUCCCUCUGACAUCUCAGCUCCGUCCACACGACGCAAUUCCGAGGAAGACAACGCAGCUGUGCCUCCCAUGGAACAAAAUGCUGCUGGUGAAGAGGAACCCCUGCCACCGCGCUGGUCCAUGCAGGUGGCCCCCAACGGAAGGACAUUCUUCAUCGAUCAUGCGUCCCGGCGGACCACUUGGAUAGAUCCGCGCAACGGUCGGGCCAGUCCCAUGCCAAAUCAGACUCGUCGCGUCGAGGACGACCUGGGUCCUUUGCCAGAGGGCUGGGAGGAGCGGGUGCACACCGAUGGACGCGUAUUCUAUAUAGAUCAUAACACGCGAACCACGCAGUGGGAGGAUCCUCGCUUGUCCAAUCCAAACAUCGCCGGCCAGGCUGUGCCCUAUUCUCGAGAUUACAAGCAGAAAUACGAGUAUUUCAAGAGUCACAUUAGAAAGCCUACAAAUGUACCAAAUAAAUUUGAAAUACGUAUUCGUCGUACGUCGAUACUGGAGGAUUCAUACAGAAUUAUUAGCUCGGUGACAAAGACCGAUUUACUAAAGACUAAAUUAUGGGUAGAAUUUGAAGGAGAAACUGGCUUGGAUUAUGGAGGCCUCGCCAGGGAAUGGUUCUAUUUAUUAUCAAAAGAAAUGUUUAAUCCGUACUACGGACUCUUCGAGUACUCGGCCAUGGACAACUACACGCUCCAGAUAAACAAUGGCAGCGGUUUGUGCAACGAGGAGCAUUUAAGUUACUUUAAAUUUAUUGGCCGUAUUGCGGGCAUGGCUGUGUACCACGGAAAGCUGUUAGAUGCCUUCUUCAUUCGUCCAUUCUACAAGAUGAUGCUGCAGAAGCCCAUUGACCUGAAGGACAUGGAGUCUGUGGACACGGAGUACUACAACUCGCUAAUGUGGAUUAAGGAGAACGAUCCCCGCAUCCUGGAACUGACUUUCUGCCUGGAUGAAGACGUUUUUGGACAGAAGAGUCAGCACGAACUAAAGCCCGGCGGCGCCAACAUAGACGUGACUAAUGAAAACAAGGAUGAAUACAUAAAAUUGGUUAUCGAGUGGCGCUUUGUGGCACGUGUCAAGGAGCAGAUGUCGUCGUUCCUGGAUGGCUUUGGAUCGAUUAUUCCGCUAAAUCUUAUUAAGAUUUUCGACGAGCACGAACUGGAGCUACUUAUGUGUGGCAUACAGAACAUCGAUGUGAAGGAUUGGCGCGAGAAUACUUUGUACAAGGGCGACUACCACAUGAAUCAUAUAAUUAUCCAGUGGUUCUGGAGGGCCGUUCUCUCCUUCUCCAACGAGAUGCGUUCUCGUUUGCUGCAAUUUGUAACGGGCACUUCGCGCGUGCCCAUGAACGGUUUCAAGGAGCUGUACGGCUCAAAUGGCCCCCAGAUGUUCACCAUCGAGAAGUGGGGCACUCCUAAUAACUUUCCAAGGGCACAUACCUGUUUCAAUCGCCUGGACCUACCACCCUAUGAGGGCUACCUGCAACUGAAGGACAAACUGAUUAAGGCCAUCGAGGGCAGCCAAGGAUUCGCUGGAGUUGAUUAAUAACACCGGCAACGGGAAUGCAAGCGAAUGGCUUUGGCUGGAGGUGCAGCAACAGUUUCUGCAGCGCCAGGAGGAAGAACAGCUACAACGAUUCCACACAUCACAAGAACCACAAGAUCAACAACAACGACUUGAACAGCAGCAGCAGCGAAAUCAGCGGCACAACCGCAACCUCAUUGCAUUCACUUGGAAUAACACCGCCAGCAGAUCGUGUACUUAUUUGUUCGUUUGCUUUUGUAUUAUAAUCUUUUUUGCUAGUUUAGUGUUAUUUCGUAUGUAUUUUAACUAGGCGCCAAAACUCACACACACAACACGUACACCUUAUACAAGCAGAGAAGAAAGGAUCCAAAUAAAGCUGCGCAUGGUGAACCACACGAACCUAACAAACGAGUCCAAAUUAUAUAUAAAUAUAUUUAUUACAUUGCCGACAAUUGUAAAAAGUUGAGAACGUUUUACAAACUAAGAGAGAAUCCAAACUAACUAUUAAAUCUAUAGAGUCAAAAGUAUAUCUUGUAUGUAUAUGCAGAGAAAACUUUUUAUAAUUGUUAUUUUUAUGCGCUAUUCCUCUAUACGUGCCCACAGCAAAAAACUAAAGGCGAAAAAAUUAAAUUAAAAACAAGUUAAUAUUUGUAAUCUGAUAGAUGCAUAUUUUUAAACAAAUUAAAUUUUCUAUUCUGUAUAACUGUAUGUGUAUUCGUAAUAAUGAUAAUGUUAGUCCGUAAAAAUCGCGCUUUACUAUUAAAUAAAAAGACAACAUAAUAUAUAUAAAAAGCCUAAAAACUAAAACUAAAAAAUACAAUCAAUGUAUAUUGUAUAAAUGUUAAUUAUAUACAGACACAUUCCAAAUGUUUUUGCAAAAGAGUAACUCUGCAAAAGGAGGCCUAUAAGAUAAUAUGAUUAUUGACCGAUCGGAAGUCUAUCAAAAUUACAUUUUAAAGUCAAAUUAUGGUACAGAAAGCAAGGACUGGAACUUCCGCUAUGAAGCCAGGAGCCCGUCAAUGAAAAUGAAUACCAAUAAACAAGGUUAAUGCUAAGUAA